AUGCCUGCCCACGACUAUGGAGCAGAUGCAACGGAACUCAUGGAAACUUAUGACUUCCUCAUGAAGUAUAUUAUUAUUGGGGAAGCCGGAACCGGAAAGUCGUGUCUUCUACAUCAGUUUACCCACAAUACCUUCAAAGAGCACUCGCAACACACAAUUGGGGUCGAAUUUUCUAGCCGCACGAUCAAACUUGGUGAGAAGCGGAUAAAGCUACAGCUAUGGGAUACUGCAGGACAGGAAAGAUUUAGAUCGGUAACUCGCAGUUAUUAUCGAGGGGCGGCAGGGGCGAUUCUGGUCUACGAUAUCACGAAUCGGGCAUCCUUCGUGAAUUUAUCUCGGUGGUUGGCAGACGCUCGCGCACUAGCAAGUUCGCAGCUAGUGACGGUGCUCGUCGGAAAUAAGUCGGAUAGAGAAGACGAUAGAGAAGUGGAGUGGGCAGAAGCAAGUAGAUGGGCCGCGGAGAACGAUCUGCAUUUCCUUGAAGCUUCUUCGCUGACGGGCGACAACGUGGAGGCACCCUUCCUUCUAUGCGCCCGAUCAAUAUUGCUUGCGAUAGAGUCUGGGACACUCGAUCCCGAGAAGGCGGGCAGUGGGGUCAGCUAUGGCGAUCGCGCACUGCGGAGAGUGAGCAGCUCGAGCCGGCUGAGCUUCGGGAGUCUGAGUGGAUCAGGUACAAGGCGAGGCUCGAAACUCAGACUACCAGGUUACGGCGGCAAGUGCUGUUGA
Molecule: messenger RNA, 726 nt
Organism: Sparassis crispa
Lineage: Eukaryota; Fungi; Basidiomycota; Agaricomycetes; Polyporales; Sparassidaceae
Product: GTP-binding protein
Exons: 8
Coding region: 1-726 (241 amino acids)
Biological process (GO): regulation of endocytosis
Cellular component (GO): endosome
Molecular function (GO): GTP binding; GTPase activity
Source: RefSeq, a predicted model, not a curated record